Messenger RNA from Papilio polytes (common Mormon), 4219 nucleotides. RefSeq lists its product as uncharacterized. Gene Ontology annotation, molecular function: protein binding. Lineage: Eukaryota; Metazoa; Arthropoda; Insecta; Lepidoptera; Papilionidae. The record is from RefSeq and is a predicted model, not a curated record. The transcript is spliced from 18 exons. The coding region runs from base 103 to 4209 and encodes 1368 amino acids.
AAAACAUCACUAAUUGACAGGGAAAAGAACAGGGACAGGGAACAUCAGUUCAGUUGCCAAUUUUCCAAAACAAAUGAAGAUGAUUUAUUACUGAAAUUGAAAAUGGCACAACAUAGUGAAAACUUAGAUUUUUCCGCUUUAUUUAAGCUAGAUGUUUUAGUUCACCUAGAUAUCGUCAAUCAUAGUUUUUACGAAGUCGGCCUAAAGAAAUUUUUGGCAUUUUCAAGUGAUAAAGAACUCGUUUUCUUGUAUAUUAAUCCUCAGCUGGAAAGGUUUGAUAAUGUUUACGAUUGGGAUUUUAAUGAUAAUCCUGUAUAUUGUAUGUGUUUUGAACCGAGCGGUACUUGGCUACUUAUAGUGAGUGAGCAAAAGGUGCUACUUGUACCUUUUCUUCCAUUAUUUACACCAGAAAACUUAUAUGACUGCAAGUGGUCAUCUUCAAGAGUUACUGUUUUACCGCUUGGUGAUAUACCAGAGCCAACAUCUGUAGUCUGGUGGUUGACAAAGGAAUCGGAAAAUAUAAUUAUUAUUGGAUCAAAGACAGGAGUAGUAACAUUUUAUUCCUUGGAGUCCCAGACUAUUGUAGGUGAAGUUAAAGUUGCUGGAGAAAUUUUGGAAUUACAAAUAUGUUUUGAUGAUUCCUUGGACUUAUUAGCUCUGUUGAUCUCAAGCGGACAAUCUCAGCAGUGGAAGUUGAUUUUGGAACACAGAUCUUUGGGCUACAACUGGCUUCAACAAACUCGAGCUCAAAAUGAUAGAGAAAAAAAAGAUGGAUUUAUGUCUUACAUCAGACAACUGUCAAAGGAUAAAAUAACAUUUUUCACUCAAGGUGGAUCUAGAGAUGAUAAAUCUCAGACUGUGGAAUAUGUAUUGAAACCAGUUGAAUAUCUGCCGAUGUUCCGAAAGGGCUCUAAUAAUUGGGCUUUAACAGCACAAUAUGUGAAUGGACGUCAUUUCUUAACUGCAUUUGAAUUGAAUGAAGGGACAUUGAUUCUCGAAAGUCCAGAAGAUGAUACUCCAUCAAGGACAUUAAGACCUCACAUAAAGAAGGAUGGCCUAUAUAUUCAAGGCUUGUGGUCACAGAGACUUAUUUAUUUACUGAGGAAGAAUGAACUUGAAGUGCACAGUGCUAAUUUCUCUGUAGUUCAGGGCGACGGCCUGCUAGGCGCUAAGAGGGAGUUCAGCGAGCUGUGGUCGGUGGAGCUGAUAGGCGACGUGCAGCGCGCCUACCUGAUGCGGGCUCGCGCGCCGCCCGCGCCCUCGCCCGGCUGGCGCGAGCCCACCUUCCUCUGCGACCUGCAGCUGCCCCGCUUCCCCGUCGAGCCCUGUCUGGUCGUCACCAGCUGUGGCGCCUACAUACUCAAUACUGUGCGCGAGCCUUCAGAGUGGCUGGUGAGCCUGAUAAUGCGUGGGGGCGUGGGUGCAGAGCAGUCUGCGGCGGCGCUGGGCGCGUGCGUGCCCACGUUGCUGCGUGCCGCCGCGGACCUGCUCAUGUCGCGAGGCAAGGUCGCGCCUGCGCAGUACCUUUUCUCCCUCUCACAGAGCCAGCCGGACGGCUGGGUGGCUCGGCUGGGCGUGUUCGGGCGCCUGCACGAGCUGUCCAUGUACAAGGCGGGUUCAGACGUGCAGUUCGCUACAUUGAGUGAGAAGGAGUUACUGGAGGUGACGUCACUGGCGGCGGGCGUGGGGCUGUGGGCGCUGGCGCCGCUGUUCAGCGUGCGCGCCGGCCAGCCGCACUUGCUGCUGGCGGCGGUGCGGGGGGUGCGGGGGGCGCGGCGGGUGCAGGGGGCGCAGGGGGCGCAGGGGGCGCUGUGCCGCGGCGCGCUGGCCUGCCUGCUGCGCCACGCCUGCCUGCUGCCCAUACUGCUGGAGGAGAACGGACAGUGGCUAUUCGACUUUAUAACAGACAAAUGUCAUACUUUCGAUACUAAACUUUUAAAGUGUUUAUGUCUUUGGAUGAAUCCAUUACAAGAUCAACUGCGGGCGGUGAUGAGAGAUUUGAAACAAGGAAUCACUUCGAUUUAUACGACAAGAAUGUUGCAAUUAAUAACAACGUUUAUACGACUGGCAUGUGUUGUUGAGGCGAGGUCACCUUGUCCCGAUAUACAUGUGGAGUUGACCAAGAGCCCGGAGACCUGGAAGAGUCAGUACACACCGAAGAGAUCCUUAUCCUGUGGUCUGAACCACUGGGCGCUGGCGGAUGAGGGCAACGCAAGGGUCAUGAUGACUGACACUCCGGUCAACACUGAAAUAAUAGGCAGAGUUCUGGAUGUGGCUUGUGGGAGACAUCAUACUUUGAUACUAACAGAGAAUGGACUGUACGCGGCGGGCGACAACCGCUACGGUCAGCUGGGCGUGGGGCGCGCAUGGGCGGGCGCAGGGGGCUCGGUGGGCGAGGCGGCGGGCGCGGGGGGCGCGCUGCUGCACGUGCGCACCCCCCAGCGCGCGCCCGCCGCCCCCUUCGCCGCCGUCGCCGCCGGACACUACCACUCCGCAGCGCUCGACCUCGGCGGCCGGCUCUACACCUGGGGAUGGGGAGUCCACGGGCAGCUUUGUCUCGGCAAUAUUGACGAUCAAUACACACCACAGUUGGUUACAAAAUUUCUUGGUAGAAAAGUGCAGAGCGUGGGGUGCGGCGCGAGCCACACGGUGGCGGUGAUGAAGAACGGCGAGGUGUGGGCGUGCGGCGCGGGCGUGUUCGGCCAGCUGGGCGGCGGCGCGCGCACCAAGGCCGCGCUGCCCGUGCGCGUCGCCCUGCCCGACCCCGUCACACACGUCGCCGUCGGAUACUUCCACACGUUGGCGCUGACGAGCAAAGGGCAGGUGUGGCGAUGGGGAGCGAGUCCGCAGCAAGUGCGUGCGAGCCAGGCACGCCGCGCGUCCUCCCCCACACCCGCACCCUCCCCCGCGACUGCCCCCGCCACUGACGUCACCCCCGCACCCGCCCCCACACCCGCCCCUGCCGCCACGGCCUCCCCCGACCCGCACCUGCUGCCGCAGCUGGUCGACACCAGGAAUGUACGCGGACGUAUCGUACAGUUGUCUGCGGGCUGGCAUCACUCGUGCAUACUGGACCACACGGGCGCACUUUACACAUGGGGACUGAACUUCGAUGGACAAUUAGGCAGUGGCAGUAGAAAGCAAGUAGUGAUACCAACGGAAGUUAAAACCCGACCUGAUCCUCAGCCUGAGGCAAAGGGCAGUCGGUCACCGGACAGCGAGGACAAUGUCACUAAAGCGCUGGUGGCUUGCGGGGGCGAUUUUACCAUUUAUAUAGAUGAUGAUGGUAAAAUAUAUGCAACCGGAAAUAUGAGCAAACAUUUGAUUAAUGAGAAGCCGAACAAUCGAGUAAUAAUGAUGAAGACAACAAAACGCGUGAUAAAGAUCCCCGCCAGUCGGAACAGCAACAAGUUCCUAUUCCAGCCGCUGGACCGCCUCGACGUCAUGUUCCCCUUCGACGUCGACCUACUGCGACGGAAACCCAUAGAACCCGCACCCAACCCAUUGCUCAACAUCAACGACUUCAAGAAGAAAUCCUGGCCCGAUGACGUCAUCCUACUCCUCCAACCCUGGAUCGAUCAGCAAAUGUUGAUAGAUAACCCAAAUAUGGCCGCUAAAUUCUCAUAUCACAGCAAAAUGUACUCAAAUUGUCUCGAUAUGUUACUAAAAUCUUUAAAAUCAGGUAUACCUGAUGAUCAAUUUUACAUCACACAUAAUGAAGAGUUAACCGCAAUGAAAAAGGAUGAAAUGAAAAUAUUAAUAACAAACACAAUAUCGAAACGAAUCAAGGAUAUAUCGAUGUCCAUAUUAAAUGAAGAAGAUUAUCCUAUAAUGGAAAAUAAUAUUUAUCAAGAAUUACCUUGUUGUUGUGAUGAAUCUAGUUAUUUUAAUACGAAACCUCAAAAUAUCACACAAAGUGAGAACAAUAUAUCGAUUAGAGCAGCAAAUGUUAUUGACAAAUGUAUCAGUAUAUUUCCCGUUGAUAAUGAACUCUGGGAAGUUUGUUUCCGUAUAUCAAAGGAUUUUUAUAUAAAUAAUAAUCUAUCUAUUCAAGAAUUGGAGAAAGUGUUGGUCAAAUAUAUGGAAUCUCAUCCGCCAACAAUGGCCGCCGCGUUAAUGUACUCGAAUGAUUGUAUGCAGUACAGCAAAAUAUUUUCACCCAAAUUCUAUUUGAAUAUGUGCAGUGAAGUACUCGAUUCUUGGGGAUGAAGUAAAAAAA